Molecule: messenger RNA, 4737 nt
Organism: Chelmon rostratus (copperband butterflyfish)
Lineage: Eukaryota; Metazoa; Chordata; Actinopteri; Chaetodontiformes; Chaetodontidae
Gene: zyg11
Product: zyg-11 homolog (C. elegans)
Exons: 18
Coding region: 440-2680 (746 amino acids)
Cellular component (GO): Cul2-RING ubiquitin ligase complex
Molecular function (GO): protein binding
Source: RefSeq, a predicted model, not a curated record
GUGCUGUGACCCGUGUUUACUGUCUGUCUAGUCAGUCUAGUCAAAAAUAGACCCAACAGCCCGCUGUAAAAACUAUACUCCCCGCCGCUGCCUAAAUUCAAACGGUCGGUCGCUACAGGGAUUAGUCGAUAUCUUUUAAACAUGCAUUCGGCCACAGCAGACAGCUUUCGACAUUUUUGCAUGGAGAACGAUUUUCCACAACGGAGGCAACAACAAGUGAGCUAGCUAGCUGGUGUCGUCGCUAACGUUACCUUGGUGCUCGUUCGUCGUUCUCUCCUGUUAGUUACUGGACUGUCAGUUACAGAACAGCAGGCUGUCAGACAGGUGGACUCGGCAAACCGCGACCGUUAAAAACGGAGUCCCUCGACGGUUAGCAAGCAAAGUGUCAGUUUUCCGUGGUGUAAAAUACGCCGGUCUCGUUUGAAUAAGCUAAAACUACAUGGCAAUGGCCAGGAGUUUCCUAAACACGGAUGAUGCAUCUCCAGCGGCUCUGACAGACCUGUGUCUGACUUAUGUGAGCCAAAAUCUGGAGUGUUUCUGUGUGAAGCGCCCUGAUGGCUCCCUGUGCUUCCUAGAGGCUGUACUCUUCCCUCAGGAGUUAGCAGACCAGUUGCUGGCCAAGAUGGCCACUGAAGGUCCGUUGAAUGACAGCACAGUGGGUGUAUUUCGGAACUGCGAGUACCUGCGGCUGAGACGAGCCUGCAUCCGUACAGCACGGAUCUCUGCGGAGGCCUUCCAGAAAGCCCUCUGCCCUCACAGACUGCUGGAGCUGGAUGCUGCCAGGGUCAACGCAGACCUCACUAUUCCUGAUAUUCUACAGGGUCUGGCCACCAAUAAAUAUUGUCAGGAGUCCCUCCAGCGACUUGUCUUAACUGGUCUCACUAUGUCCUCUCUGGAAGAACCAAUCCGGUAUCGCUUCAGCUCCCUGCAGGGCCUCCGCUCCCUCUCUCUUGCCAAUGUAGACUUCUAUGACUCUGGGCUUGUCGACGUGUGUUCCCUGCCUCGGCUGGAGAGCCUCGAUCUCUCCAACACUUCAGUUACCAACCUGAGCCCCUUGCUGGGCCUGAAGGAGCGUCUGCGCUCACUAACACUACACCAGCUGAAAAGGCUGGAGAUGAGCACUGCUCAGCUGCUGGGAGUCAUUGGCCAAUUGGAUGUAUUGCAGCACCUGGACAUCAGCGAUGAUAAGCAGUUUACCUCUGACGUGGCUCGUCAACUUCUAGGACAGCCGGGGAUCCUGCCCGCUCUUGUGUCUCUGGAUGUGUCGGGGAGGAAACAGGUGACAGAUGCAGCUGUUAAGGCAUUUGUUGAGGAGAGACCAGGGAUGACCUUUAUGGGACUUCUGGCUACAGAUGCUGGAUUUUCUGACUUCCUCUCUGGAGAAGGAAAUCUAAAGGUAACAGGAGAAGCCAACGAGACCCAGAUCUGUGAGGCCCUGCGACGCUACAGUGAGAGGGAAGGUUUUGUGAGAGAGGCUCUGUUCCAUCUGUUCAGCCUGACCCAUGUCAUGGAGAAACCGAGGCCUGACAUCCUCAAGCUGGUAGUUUUGGGUAUGAAGAAUCACCCUGCCACUCUGAAUGUCCAGCUGGCAGCCAGCGCCUGUGUGUUCAACCUGACGAAGCAGGACCUGGCAGCAGGAAUGCCAGUGAGACUGUUGAGUACCGUUACUCAGCUUCUGCUGGAGGCCAUGAGGACGUUCCCCAACCACCAACAGCUGCAGAAGAACUGCCUGCUGUCUCUGUGCAGUGAUCGCAUUUUGCAGGAGGUUCCAUUCAACAGGUUUGAAGCUGCCAAACUAGUGAUGCAGUGGCUCUGCAACCAUGAAGACCAGAACAUGCAGAGGAUGGCAGUGGCUAUCAUUUCCAUACUGGCUGCUAAGUUGUCCACAGAGCAGACGGCUCAGCUGGGAGCAGAGCUGUUCAUAGUGAAGCAACUGCUCCACAUUGUGCGUCAGAAGGCUACUCAGGGCAUGGUGGACGCCACCCUCAAAUUUACACUGAGUGCACUCUGGAACCUCACUGAUGAAUCACCAACAACCUGCCGCCAUUUUAUUGAGAACCAGGGCCUGGACCUAUUUAUUAAAGUUCUAGAGUCCUUCCCCAAUGAGUCUUCUAUUCAGCAGAAGGUUCUCGGGCUGCUGAACAACAUAGCAGAGGUCGGGGAGCUGCAUGGAGAGCUGAUGGUGCAGGGGUUCCUGGACCACAUCAGGACUCUGCUGCACAGCCAAGAGGUGGAGGUCAGCUACUUCGCUGCAGGCAUCCUUGCCCAUCUGACGUCACGAGGAGAGGAAGCCUGGACACUCAGCCCUGAUCUUCGGUCCUCACUGCUGGAACAGCUGCAUGAUGUCAUAAUGAAGUGGCCCCCACCUGAGUGUGAAAUGGUGGCCUACAGGUCAUUUAACCCCUUCUUUCCUUUACUGGAGUGCUUUCACACCCCCGGUGUCCAGCUGUGGGCAGCCUGGGCCAUGCAACAUGUCUGCAGCAAGAACGCCGCUCGCUACUGCAGCAUGUUGUUAGAGGAGGGCGGCCUGCAGCAGCUGGAGCUCGUUCAUACACACCCACAGACCCACGCAGACGUCAAACUGAUGGCUAAGAGCAUUCUGGAGAGCCUGCAGAACCACAGAGCCCGCACUGGCCAGACUGCACCGACACAGACAAAUCGCCGCGUGCCGCCACAAUAACCACACAGAGAAAAUGAGACUCCCUGACCAAGAGGACAUAAACUGGGAUUUUGUAUGUGUGUGCGCAUGUAUAUAUGCGUAUCCCACACACAAACACACUUUAUCAAGAAUCCCUCGAAAAUUAAAACAUUAAAGGACAAAGACUACGCAAUUCUUUGCACACACACACACACACACACACACACACACACACACUAACUUUAUUUAUUUUCUUUGUAUUUGUUUCAAAACAAAAAGAUUUCUGUGUGUGCUAAUCUUGUGAUUAUAAAAAAAAAAAUCAUCAUGAGAAGUGUUGGUCAGUUAAGCUCAAGUCUCAACAUGAGGUUCGUGUCUGCGCUCGCUCUCUUUAGUCUGACAUUGGCAUCAUGAUGAUUUUCAUACCAAAAACAUGUGCACACAUACGACUUUCAGUUUGGGAUUGGACCCCCACAAGCUCGUCGAGGGUCGACACCAUCCGACUCCUGUACGUUACUGAGGGCUCUGGUUGUCCGAAUUGGCUGACUAGCUUCUUAUACACGCAUGACGCUGCUGUGAGCUCAAGCAUGCUGGAGUUUGUCUGAAUGCUUGUACUGUUCAUUUUAGGAAUGCCUGCUUGUUUGUUUAAAGCCGUGUUCUGUCCACUGAAACCCACGCCUCUGGGUCCACAAUACUGCUGUUGCUCUCCUCUUCAGUUAGUCUUCUAUCGGCAACUGCCUUUGAUUUGAUUUGACAGGACACUUGCCAAGGGUGUGUUCAGUGGGUUCAAAUGUUCCCAACAUAAAAGCUGAAAACCUAAAUUAUAGAGAAGUUUCCUUUUCUGUACAUUUGGCAGCCCUUAAAUCAGUGGCCAAACCCAGCAGUCGAAAUUAUCCUGCCAGUUAUGUCUGGUGGAGUGCAAAAAUGCUCUCUGGACACAAACGGCAAUAAUGAUAUGGUCAGUAUUAUCAUGAUGGAUGUACAUGUAUGGAUUCAGAGCUGUUUUCUCUUUGAGAAACUCAUAUAUAUAUAUAUAUAUACAUAUAUACAUAUAUAUAUAUAUAUAUUGGUAUGUUCGCUGUGCUUCCCAACGUGUCCUGAUGUCUUAAAGACAGAGACAGCAGUUGGGUGUGAGCAUGUGUGUGUAUGUACGUCUGUGCAAGUAGCUACAUCUUUAAGAGUGUAUGUAAGUUGUACAUAAUAGAAAAUGAGAGAGAAAUAGUAACCAUUCGUUCAGGACUGGUUGAAAAUUGGCUGCAUGGAAACUAUUAUACUGUAUGUUGCGUUGUUUUGUUUAUCUGAUGAAGAACAAAGGAGGGGUUUAUCCGGAGACUGGGGAUGUUACCGGAAGUAUUCAAGAGUAUUUUUCUGUUCUAAAACGACUGGCCGUGUGACAUCAGUAUCCUCCUGGAUGCCAUUUACCGGGUAUUCUUCUGCUGUCCAGAGAAGCCUCCAUUUGCUGUACGGACACCCACCUUCUCCCUUUUCAUCUGCGGUCUUGACUCUCAUUAAGGCCCCACCAUCAUUCUCUAUGCAAUCGUGACUAAUGUUGCUUCUACAAACUGCUGUCAAACCCGUGAUACAACCGUGCUGACUCUUAAAAAAACACUGAGGCUUCAGCAGGAACAAUGCCCGGUCGCAGGACUUGUAUAACUUGUAUGUCAGUGGAAGUGAAGUUAUAUAUAUUGGGCUACUAAAUGGUACUUUAAAACAGCUGACAGCAAAGCAUACAUCACCUCAUCUGCUCAGUGAAUUAUGGCCUUAUUGUUUUCUGCACAUUGCAUCAGUUGUUGUUGGAGCUUGCUAAUGCUAUGCAUGUGUCCUCGGCUGAUCUCAUCGGCUUGAACAAGGGCAAAGAGCAGCAGACGACACAGAAUACGUUUUUGUAUUUUUCUGUUGCUCCUCAUAAUUUUACAUUGUUUAGUUGAGCCUCUGAACAUGUCCCUGGAUGAAAGCCAGUUUAAUUUUUCAUGAGAGUUUAAAUCAGAUUGAAGAUGCAAAAAGUCCAGAUACUGUAUGUCUGCUAUGACUGUGCCAUGUUGCUGCUGAGAGUCACGUUUUCAAGUUUGGAAAUAAAGAAUGUACAUUCCCAUAAAACUGGA